AUGACAGACGCCUACUCCCGAGAAGAACAAAACAACGCCCUCCUCUCCUCUCUCCAGCAAAAAUCCGCCCAACUCAAACACAUCACCCUAAACAUCUACGACAAUGCGCGCGACCAAUCCACCCUCGACAACACGAACGAAGCCUUUCAGAGCAUGGGUACAAACUUAAGAAGUAGUAUGGGGAGGUUGGGGCGGAUGGCGAGGCAGGGAGAUAAGAUUGCGGUGUUUAAGCUUGCGGCGGUGAUUGUGGGGGUUGUGCUUGUUGUGUGGGUUGUUGGUGGGUGGUUGGUGAGGUUGGUUUUUGGGAGGUAG
Lithohypha guttulata is the source of this 312-nucleotide messenger RNA. RefSeq lists its product as uncharacterized. The transcript has 2 exons. NCBI's taxonomy places the organism in Eukaryota, Fungi, Ascomycota, Eurotiomycetes, Chaetothyriales, Trichomeriaceae. The coding region runs from base 1 to 312 and encodes 103 amino acids. Gene Ontology annotation, biological process: intra-Golgi vesicle-mediated transport. The record is from RefSeq and is a predicted model, not a curated record.